AUGGCGGCGGUCCUGCGCUUCGCCAAGGCGAGCCCCAUGGCCUUUGGCGUGGGCUUUUCCUGCCUGAAGACGAGCGCGUCGGACCUCAUCGUGCAGACCUUCGUGGAGCGGCGCGAGACCAUCGACUGGAAGCGGAACGCGGCCUUCGCGUCCUUCGGGUUCGGCUACCUGGGCAUCGUCCAGUACAGCCUGUACGUGCCCGUCUUCGGCCGCCUCUUCCCGAAGACGGAGGCGUUCGCGGCGAAGAGCCUCCGGGAGAAGAUGGCCGACCUGCCGGGCACUUUGGGCGUCGCGGCCCAGGUCUUCCUGGACCAGUGCGUGCACCACCCCUUCAUGUACUUCCCCGCGUUCUACAUGACGAAGGAGCUCGUGUUGUACGGCGGCGACGCGUCCGUCGACCGCGUCUACAAGCGGUGGAACGACAACUUCUGGCCGGAUUUGGAGGCGCUCUGGAAGAUCUGGGUGCCGGCGACGUGCCUGAACUUCGCCUUCAGCCCCAUGUGGAUGCGGAUCCCCGUCGUCGCGUCGACGUCGCUCGUCUGGACGAUGAUCCUUUCCGCGAUGCGUGGCACGGAGGAGGUCGAGGACGGGGCCGCGGCCUUCGUCGGCGAGGAGGAGGACGCCGCGGGGUUGGUCAUGCUCGGCCCCCACGUCUCCGCGCGGACCAUGGAGGUCUUCGCGCAGGGGCUCGCGCGGCGGCACUCGCUGCCCGAGAUGGCCGACGUCGCGAGCGCGGUCACGCGGCGCCUGUCGCGGAGCGACACGCCCGCGGAGGAGGGCGUGGCGAAGCCGCGGCCGCGGACGCAGGACGUGGCCCACCUCUGCGUGACGGCGAGCGGCAAGGACCGCGUCGGUUUGGUGUCCAUGCUGUCGCAGUGGAUCUACGAGCGCGGCGGCAACAUCACAGGGUCGAAGAUGCUGCGCAUGAACGACGAGUUCACGGUCAUCCUCCACGUGACGUCCAAGGACCGCGUCGCCGCGAGCCACCUGCGCGCCGACCUCCUCGGCCGCGAGGGCGCGAACAAGCAGAUGGAGGACCUGACGAUCUCCGCGCGCGAGCUCCGCGUCCACGGGAGCCACGCGGACGCGGACUCGACGGUCCGCGAGGCCCGCGUGCGCCUCACGGGCGCGGACCAGCCGGGCAUCGUCUUCAAGGUCUCCAAGCUCUUCAGCGAGGUCGGCUUCAACAUCGAGGAGCUCGCGACGGACACCGUCGCCGUCGCGAACGAGGACGGCAAGACGCGGCCCUUCUUCCUCCUCGAGGGCUACCUCACGGCGCCCAAGGUCGUGCCCCCGGCCGAGCUCGAGAAGAAGCUCGACAAGCUCCGCGAGGACCUCGACUGCAAGAUCACCGUGACCUGGUCCUGA
Molecule: messenger RNA, 1368 nt
Organism: Aureococcus anophagefferens
Lineage: Eukaryota; Pelagophyceae; Pelagomonadales; Pelagomonadaceae
Exons: 1
Coding region: 1-1368 (455 amino acids)
Biological process (GO): DNA-templated transcription
Cellular component (GO): cytosol; membrane
Source: RefSeq, a predicted model, not a curated record